AGGCAGGAAAAGUAAUUGUUCUGCGCUUGAGGAGCAUUGGAGUAUUGGAACAUUGAACUACAACACACCGGCUGGCUGUUGCAAUGUCUUCGAAGUUGAGGAUCCUCGUUCCCGUCAAACGAGUCAUAGACUAUGCCGUCAAACCCCGAGUAAAGUCUGACCGCACUGGCGUCGAAACCUCCGGCGUCAAACACUCCCUCAACCCCUUCGACGAGCUCUCAAUCGAAGAAGCCGUGCGACUGCGCGAACGCAAACAGCCCGUCGAAGAGAUCCUAGCAGUCAGCGCUGGCCCGGCAAAAUGCGCAGAUACCCUCCGCACAGCUAUGGCCAUGGGCGCCGACCGUUCCAUUCACAUCGAUGUGCCCGAAGAUAAACCGCUCGAGCCUCUGAGCGUGGCGAAACUGCUGAAAGCUAUCGCCGAGAAGGAGCAAAGCAAUCUGAUCAUCCUGGGCAAGCAGGCUAUUGACGAUGAUGCGGGUCAAACAGGACAAAUGCUUGCCGGUCUACUGAACUGGCCGCAGGCUACACAGGCGAGUAAAGUUGAUAUCAAGGACAGCGAUGUCACGGUGACCCGCGAGGUGGACGGUGGUGUGGAAACGCUCAAGGCCAAGCUGCCCAUGAUCAUUACCACAGAUCUACGACUCAACGAACCCCGGUAUGCGAGUCUGCCGAACAUCAUGAAGGCCAAGAAGAAGAAGCUAGAGAAGAAGUCCCUAGCUGAUUAUGGCGUUGAUGCAAAGCCGAGGUUAAAGACAAUCAAGGUGGAGGAACCGCCUGCUCGACAGGGCGGUGGUAAGGUGGAGGAUGUGGAUGGCAUGAUCAGCAAGUUGAAGGAGCUGGGUGCCAUAUAAGCCUGUGGGUGAAUAUCAAAAGCAUAUACUUGUAGUACAGGUCGAGAUUUGGAGUAAGGGCAACUUUGUAAACUGAGUUCAAGCUCGAUUGAUUUUAUGGAAGGUCCUGUCCAUUCCCAUUGGUUUUGCAGGAUGAUUAGUAUCUACUUGAAUCCCUGUAAAACG
This is a messenger RNA of Exophiala viscosa, 1016 nucleotides long. Its product is annotated as electron transfer flavoprotein beta subunit. Gene Ontology annotation, biological process: amino acid catabolic process; fatty acid beta-oxidation using acyl-CoA dehydrogenase. Gene Ontology annotation, molecular function: electron transfer activity. Gene Ontology annotation, cellular component: mitochondrion. The record is from RefSeq and is a predicted model, not a curated record. The transcript is spliced from 2 exons. The coding region runs from base 84 to 851 and encodes 255 amino acids. Lineage: Eukaryota; Fungi; Ascomycota; Eurotiomycetes; Chaetothyriales; Herpotrichiellaceae.